Diospyros lotus (date-plum) is the source of this 795-nucleotide messenger RNA. RefSeq names its product protein RKD1. The transcript is spliced from 3 exons. The coding region runs from base 1 to 795 and encodes 264 amino acids. The record is from RefSeq and is a predicted model, not a curated record. Gene Ontology annotation, molecular function: DNA-binding transcription factor activity. Lineage: Eukaryota; Viridiplantae; Streptophyta; Magnoliopsida; Ericales; Ebenaceae.
AUGGCUUUUAAUCAGCAGUUUAAUGUUCCAAAGAUGGAGGACUGGAGCGGGUUUGAAUGGCUCUACUUGCAAGAACAAACUGAUCAUCAAUGCAGUAAGCUGGAUCAACAGCCAACGUUGCUCAGUGAAAGCUUCGACUUGGACCAGUUCAUGAACAGUUUCGAGGAAUUUGAGAAAUCCCAGUUCCAGUUCCUCAACCACAGGAACGACCAGAUUGCCCAUUUGUCAUCAUGUGGCGAUAUCGGCUUCUGGGAUUUCACCUUUCCAUCGUUUAAUGAAGGCACUGCAAUAAUGGAUUCUAAUAAACUGCUGCUAAGCCCUGUGGGGGAGAGUUUUGAUAGUUUGAACAGUUUUGGGAGAAUCAACACUGACUUCUCGGCCGAGCUUAUGGGAAGUUUUACGAGUUCAAGAGCAGAGGAGGAGGCGAAAAGACCGAAUAUUGGAAAACCAAAGUCGGGGGCAUUGGAGUUGCAUGAAAUUCAGAAGUAUUUUGAUGUUCCCAUAACCAAAGCGGCCAAGGAGUUGAAGGUUGGGCUGACUGUGUUGAAGAAGAGAUGCCGGGAACUGAACAUCAUGCGGUGGCCACACCGCAAGAUCAAGAGCUUGAAUUCUCUCAUUCACAAUGUCAAGAAGUUGGGGCUGACGACCGAAGUAGAGAUGUUGGAAGAGCACCGGAGAAUGCUAGAGAAGCUGCCGGAACUGGAGCUGACAGAGAGAACUAAGAAGCUGAGGCAAGCCUGUUUCAAAGCUAAUUACAAGAAGAGAAGGUCUCUGUCUGGACUUUCUAAUGUGUAA